This is a messenger RNA of Trichomycterus rosablanca, 3341 nucleotides long. It is a transcript of the gene cbx5, whose product is annotated as chromobox homolog 5 (HP1 alpha homolog, Drosophila). The record is from RefSeq and is a predicted model, not a curated record. NCBI's taxonomy places the organism in Eukaryota, Metazoa, Chordata, Actinopteri, Siluriformes, Trichomycteridae. Gene Ontology annotation, molecular function: chromatin binding. Gene Ontology annotation, biological process: chromatin organization; negative regulation of transcription by RNA polymerase II. Bases 146 to 745 code for a protein of 199 amino acids. Gene Ontology annotation, cellular component: nucleus; pericentric heterochromatin. The transcript has 5 exons.
CUGUGUGGUUAGGUGAAGGGAGUCAAAUCUGAAACAGGAGGUUUGUGGCCUUAAAGAAGACCUCUGUAGGGAGCCUUUUCCUGCUCACUCAGCUGGGAAAGUCCUAUCUGUUACUUGUGAGUGGAAAAAGGCAUUUAAAGCCGCCAUGGGAAAGAAGAACCAGAACCGUGAAGAUGACGAGUCUGGAUCCUCUGAAGAAGAAUAUGUGGUGGAGAAGGUCUUGGACAGGAGGGUUGUUAAGGGCCGUGUGGAGUAUUUUUUGAAAUGGAAAGGUUUUUCAGAAAAACAUAACACAUGGGAGCCAGAAAAGAACCUAGACUGCCCAGAUCUCAUUGCCGAGUUUAUGAAGACGUACAAGAAAGCAAGCAGCACUACCAGCACACCAAGCAGCGCGGCCAAAUCAUCCAGCACAUCCGUUGCCCGCUCCAAAGACAGCAGCAGCAAAAGGCGAAACUCUGACGAAGAGGAGGAGGGUGGCAGCAAGCAGAAGCGGAAAAAAGAGGAAGAGAUCCUUGUCGCUAGAGGCUUUGAGAGAGGCCUGGAGCCAGAGAAGAUCAUUGGAGCGACAGACUCUUGUGGAGAUCUAAUGUUCUUAAUGAAGUGGAAGGACUCGGACGAAGCAGAUCUUGUGCUUGCAAAAGAGGCCAAUCACAAAUGCCCGCAGAUCGUCAUUGCCUUUUACGAGGAGCGUCUUACUUGGCACGAGGACGGAGAGAAGAGGGAGAAGGGUGCUGCAGCUGUGUAAGGGUUUUCUGCCCUUCAUAGACAGACACAAGUGCACUCACAAUCCAUCCUUUGUUCUGGGCCAUUUUAAAAACACCACCGGUCUCCUAAACUGGAGGUCACUUUUUCACCUUGUUUAGUCUCUCUUCAUCCCUCGUGUAAAAGGCAACUCUAUUCAAACAAUGUCUCAAGUAUUGAGGGAUGGGCAAGUAAUUGAGAACUAUGCCAAGACACUGGGGAGUAAAGAUAUUAUACUGAUGGAACCAUUAAGUUGGAAUCCCCCUCCCCUCUCUUAUUCUGGCUGAGCUUUACCAUUCUUUUCCCCUCACAUUUUACGUGUAUGUGUCCCAGUGAUUGUUUAAUGUGUGUUACUUUGGUAGUGCAGAUGCCUGACAAUUGGCCGAAGUGUUUUAAUUGUUGUAUUUGUCUGCAUCUGCAAGGUUGGGUAAGUCAUUGAACAUAUUUCCUUUAUAUUGUUUUAGGGAGCAUGCCAAAUCACUGAUUCCUUUUCAGAUGAAUUCCUUGCACAUAAUCAAGCAGAAUUCUUUUAUCUCAAUGUUCUUAGUAUGUAGAAUAUUUUAUUGAAAAUGUUUGAAUAACAAACAUAUUUUGCCAUUAGACAUGAUCAGUUUUAGAUAUACCUGAUUGUAGCUUUUAAAAUAACGGUGUCGUCACAGUAGUGUAAACGUCCAUCUAAAAAAAAAAAAAACGACUCGCAUCUGCUUGCUUCCAGGCCAACUUAAGAGAGACACAUUUUUUGCUUAAAACGUUUUCUUUGCUCUUAUUAGGACCGGCACCAGUUCAUAAACUAAUAUCCAGACCCAAAGCUCCACCUUGUGGCUGAGCGGCUGAUAAUUCUAAGCCGUUAAAGAGUAAUGGUCACGUUUGGCUGGAAAAUGUUUUCUGGUGGUAUAAAACUGAAUGGAAUUGUCAUUGAGAUUGUCAGAGUGAGAACCCUUCUUCCAAGAAUCAGCAUGUUAGCAUAUAUUUAUGGGUGCAUAGAUAUUAAAGCAAAGACUAAAAGUCUAGAAAAUAUAGAAAUGAAUAAUAAACUGUCAUCUGUGCCACUUCCAUGACGGACAGUUGAUUACAAGACUGGUCAUGUUCUCACAUAUUGCAGUUGUCAUUCCUAUUGGUGUUAGGAAUGCUGGAUUUGGUUAUGUCCAUACGACUGUUGCCCCAAAUCGAUAUUGUGAGAUUAUCUGACUGCAGUUACCUGCCCACACAGACAAUUUGUUUUUUAACAGUGUUUGUUACUACAUCCAGUGUGUGAACAUAAUGAUUUUAAUUUAAUAAAAAAGUCAGCUGUAUAUUUCUCAUAUUUCUCUUUGGUUUUUCAUCUGUAUUCAGUCCUGUUUUUAAACAAAGAAUGAGUCAAAUCAGUGUGUUGAGCUCAGAUGUGUAAUUUUGUGGUACUAGAGCCACUGGACAAAUCCGAUAACCCAAUUAAUGUCCUGAUUUUACUGUGAUGACAACUACUGGUUAAGAUUUUAAAAGUGAAACCAUUCAUCAUAGUGACUGUUCACUGCUUCAGUAGAGAUGUCUGGAUUUGUAUUAGAUUAAUUUUUAUAAUACUUUUUUCCACAAAGUAUUUUCCUGUUGUAUCUUUCCCAUAUGUAUAAUCCAUUCAUAAGGAGAAGGCCAACUUCAAGCAUAUGCGCAUGUUCAUCAGACAUGCAAUGGACGCUGGUUGCUGUAAUGACCAAGUCUGUAUAUGUGUGUAGUGUUAACUGAAUUAGAGAAAUGUUUGCUUGUUUAUCAGAUGAAUAUCAGAUGUUUGAGAUGAAAUAGUUUUGCUGAGAUGUUAAAACGAAACUGUAACAAGAUCUGUCUGUAUGUAUAUUUUAUAAAUGUGUGGCUUGGCUUUUUGUUCUUGUUUCCCCCCUUAUGUUAUGAAAACACCCUGCAUUUUAUCAGAUAUUAAUUCAAUCGUUUAAAACGUGCUUUUAUGUGUUCUACAAAUAGAUUUUUAAAUGUCAUGUAUUAAAUUGUAGUAAAACUAGUUUUCAACAUAAAGAAAUAGUUUUUAUUAUAAUUUCACUAAGCUAACAUCACUUGGUAGUUAAAGAGAUGUUUUGUUUGACACGUGGUCCCAAGGUCCCGGAUUCAGUCAGUUUUUCACUUCAACAGCAGAUGGUGCUAAUCUACUGCGCUCUUAUUUACACAGCUCGUCUCUGCAGCUACACAGUGUGGAAGAGCAUUUGUGUUCAAUUAUGAUUGUUAAAUUUAUCACAUUCAUCACUUUAUCUCUUUCUUGUUGGUCUAGAGAACUGUACUUUUUAAAUGCAAGACCAGUAAGCUGCACAAAGUACUUUUGAAUUAUGUACAUAAAUGGACCAAACUGUGUAGACUUGUUUUGUGCUUGUGGAAAACGUAACUUAAUGGUCUGCUUUAAAUCAUUUUACAUUCGCAGACAUUGGCAAUAGCCAGCAUACACUGCCUCCCACUACUGAACCCUGACAUCUAACUUUUUAGUCUUUGUGCUUGUGUUGAUGGAGGAUUAUAUGAGGUAAAACACAUCUUGCUUGUCCCAAAAAGAAUUUUCUCAGAUUUGUUCAUGCAGUAUCGGUGUGUGUGUGUGCAGUCAAAACUGUUAUCAAAUAAAAACAUAAUUACAA